Messenger RNA from Paramecium octaurelia, 1643 nucleotides. NCBI's taxonomy places the organism in Eukaryota, Ciliophora, Oligohymenophorea, Peniculida, Parameciidae. The record is from the annotation of a GenBank genome assembly.
AUGCAUAAGAUUUUAAGAUCAAUCAAGUCAUUCAAAGGGUCGAGGUUUACCAACAAAUUGCCUACUUAUCUAGAAAGAUUACAAUAAUAGGAGGAAAUGGAUCGUAAGACUAAUUUAGAUGUUUUAAGAAGAGAAGUCUUUAAUGAUUCAAUCUAAUUACCCAUCAAAUUUGCUGCUUAUUAUAUUACUAAGUAUACUGAAUUUUAUUAAUAGCCAAUAGACCUUUUGGGCUGAAUUAACUAGAUCUAUGAUUGAUGCAAGCAAUCAUGUGAUUUUAUUUGCAACCAAUUAUAUUAAUUAUGGUUAUUUUAUCAUUAAUACAAUAGGUCCAAAUAAAUAAUUUCCAUAUGGAAUAGAAAAAGUUAAGCAUCUAGUUGCUUUGAUACCCUCUGCCUUAUUUUUAUACUUCGGAGCCUCUAUUUCCUAUGAAUCAUUUCUUAAUAUUUAUAAUUAUGGUCAUUACGUUGGUGAAAUACACAGUAAUGCUUGGGGAUUGGCAGUAUACCUAUUUAAUUAUUGGAUAGCUAUAUUUAUUAUCAAUAGGUGUAGAAACAAGCGUAGUUUUCAAAAAUAUAAGAGAUGCAUAAGCUGUAGAUUCAAAUGAUGAAACUAAAAAGGGGUUGUUUAAAUAAUUCCUAUCAGUAUUUCAAAAGAAGGAUCCAGUCUUAUAAGCUAUUCUUUAUGAGAAUGCAAUAACAAUGGGAUCUACUUUAAUACCUUUAUUAUCCUCUGCAUUCACUCUCAUAUACCCAACACAUGCAUUUGAAAUUGUAGGAUCUUUGGCAAUCGGCUUAAUAUAAUUGUAUUAUCAAAUCCUUUAUAUCAUUUAGAUAACUAGCAUAUCACUUGAGUGCCAAGAACUUAAGUUCUUUGAUGGGUGAACAAUCUAUAAGUGAUCUGGAAGUCAAGAAAAUAUUAGAGAUUAUUAAGCAGAAUCAAUAUGUUGAAAAGAUUUAGAACGAAAAGGCUGUAAUGUUAGGGAGCAGAAAAUUUAGAUUUUCAGCUGAAAUAACAUUUAAUAUUAAGGUAUGUCUUCAUAUAGAUUCAAAUUAGCAAAUAAAUUAAGAUACUGAAUCUAAGUAUUUAGAGAGAUUUGACAAGGUUAUUUAUAGUGAGUCUUAUAGAGAUCGAGAGGAGUAUCUAUAAGAAUUAUUAAGGGAAAUAUAAGAAUAUGUUCUUGCCAGUUUACAUAUUCAAGUAUUAUUAUGAAUAACUAAUUAGAUACAAAAAAUUGAAAGUGCUAUUAGAAAUGAGUUUCCCAAUUGUAUCCAUUUGGAUUUUGAAAUUAACAACAAAUCAUUGGCUGAAACCUAUUCUAUUGAUGAUGGCAAUUGGCUAUUUAGAGAAACAUUAUUAAAAUCACCUUUUAAGGUUGAAAAAUGGAUGCUUGAUGAAGUAGAUAGAUUAAUAAAGAAAACUACAAAGAAAAAAACUGAAACCUAUAUUGAAACGUAAUAAUUAUCAAGAUAUUUGUUAGCUAUUAAUCCUUAUGUUCAUCAAUUGAAUAUAAUUAAUGGCAUGAUUUAGAAGACGAUGAUGAAUAACUAAAAAUAAUAGAGGAUUACAGAUUUGAAGAAUUGUAGAAUGAAUUAAAAGGCAUGGACCAAAUAUUGUAAAUCAAUAAUCAAUCUAAAGGAUAAUGA